AUGGGCGAAGCGGAGAGCUCGGCCGGGGCGGCGGAGGUGAAGCCCCCUUGCCCUGGCCUGGGCCCUGGGCCUGCUCCGGCAGCGAUGGAGCCCGGGCCUCAAGCGUCGUCGGAGGACGCGGCGGCGGCUGCAGCGGCCGCUAUCGCUUCGGCCGCGAUGGCAGCCACGUCGGCGGCUCCUCCGCCGCCGCCUCCGCCGCCGCUGCUGCCGUUGCCGGUGGUGUGGAGCCCCGAAGUGGAGGUGUGCCUCUUCCACGCCAUGCUGGGCCACAAGCCAGUCGGUGUGAAUCGCCAUUUUCAUAUGAUCUGUAUCCGAGAUAAAUUUAGUCAGAAUAUUGGGAGGCAAAUUUCUUCCAAAGUUAUCUGGGACCACUUGAGCACAAUGUAUGACAUGCAGGCACUGCACGAGUCGGAGAUUCUUCCUUUUCCCAAUUCGGAAAAAAACUUCAUCCUCCCUGAUGAAAUUUUUCAAGAAGUAAAAGAAGGUAAAGUCAUGAUAGAAGACGAUGUGAAGGAAGAAAUAAAGGAAGAGAUGGAAGGGCACUCCACUGCUGAAGAAGUUUAUGCUUCUCUGGGGAACCUGACAAAAGCCACUGAAAAACCCAGCAGUAAAGAGAAGGAACGAAGCUCCUCUGAGCCCGGAUGCAAAGAAGGAGGAGAUAAGAGAAAGCGGAACAGAGUCACAGAGAAGGUCUUAAAUGCAAACAGCAAUCCCUCCAGUCCCAGCGCAGCAAAAAGGCGCAGGACAUAAAGGAUGGCAGAACAAUCCUGGAGUGUACCCUGAAGUCUGAACAGGGAAAAAAUGGUAGGUCCUAGUUAGCCCGUCAGUGUUGAACGCGGGAGACAAAGUGAGGGAAACUGGUCAUCGCCCCUCUAAAGGGAAGCAAAUGGUAACUUUGUCCCCCAAAUUUUAGGAAGAGAGGGAGGCUUUACAGCAAAUGCACAACAGGUCCGACAUUUCUUUUUGCUAUCAGAUACAAACUACAUACUUAGUAGCACACCUGGAUCUGUGGGAACCAAGGAGCAUCAGUUUUUUAUUUCCAUUUUUAGAGACUUCUGUGUUUUGGACUGGAGUUACUCAUUUUGGUGACUGCAGCACAAUUCUACAUAGCCAGAAUCGGAACUUGCCCAAAAAACAAUGGAGUUUAUAUAUCCUGGGAUUAGUCAGGUGUGUUACCUGGUAGUAGAAGAGAGUUCGCUGUAUAUUUGUAUAUAUAUGUAUAUAUAUAUAUAUAUGUGGGGAUUUUUUUUUACUCAUUAUUUAAUUUACUGAUUGUUUUAAAAGAAGAAGUAUUUUUUGCAGAAAUUCUUAAACAGAGGUUCGGGUAAUUUUGCUAUUUAAACUAUUUUGGAAGUAGGUUUAUGUUUUUACUUGAAAAUGUGCUGAGUUUAUACGCACAGGUGUUAAAAGUCGAACUCUCUUAGUGUUUCUCUACGAUCCCGAUAGUAAAAAUGUCCUUGCCUGAAUUGGGAGGGAUUUAGAAAACAUCUUUUGUAAGAAAAACAGUAUCAGAACAGUUACAGUAACAUUCAGCAUUCUGUUUGAAUAAAUUUCUG
This is a messenger RNA of Protobothrops mucrosquamatus (brown spotted pit viper), 1556 nucleotides long. RefSeq names its product MRG domain binding protein (gene MRGBP). Bases 1 to 750 code for a protein of 249 amino acids. Gene Ontology annotation, cellular component: NuA4 histone acetyltransferase complex; nucleus. Gene Ontology annotation, biological process: regulation of transcription by RNA polymerase II. The transcript is spliced from 5 exons. The record is from RefSeq and is a predicted model, not a curated record. Lineage: Eukaryota; Metazoa; Chordata; Lepidosauria; Squamata; Viperidae.